This is a messenger RNA of Chlamydomonas reinhardtii, 1705 nucleotides long. RefSeq lists its product as uncharacterized. The transcript has 6 exons. The coding region runs from base 47 to 886 and encodes 279 amino acids. The record is from RefSeq and is a predicted model, not a curated record. NCBI's taxonomy places the organism in Eukaryota, Viridiplantae, Chlorophyta, Chlorophyceae, Chlamydomonadales, Chlamydomonadaceae. Gene Ontology annotation, cellular component: chloroplast membrane.
UUAAUCCUUUCAAUAAACCAAAUCUGAAGCUAGCAACACUAGGAUAAUGCAGUCCAGCGUGGGGAGGACGGCCCAACUGGGCCACGCAGGCCCCUGCUGCAGCCGUCCCGUCGUGCGGAUUCCUCAUUGCUUCAGGCAUCAACACCGCGCGCAAACAGCGCUGCCUCUUCCGCAUCCUCCUGCGGCGAGCGCUGCGUUCGAUGCCUCGUCCGGCGACGCCUCGUCCGCUCAGUCUCGGCCAGAUGGAGACUACAAGCCGUUCCCUCGGCUUGGGGAGCGUGACCCAUACAGGCUGCUGGGCCUGGGCAAGGACGCCGCAUUUGAGGAGGUGCAGGACGCCCGCAACUACCUGUACGAGCUGUACCGGUGGCAUGAGCCCAGCCGGGAGGCCAUUGAGCUGGCAUUUGACCGGAUCACGCAGGAGAAGCUGAAGGCGCGGCACAAGUAUGGCUUCCGCCCGGUGCGCCUGGGCAAGCGGGGCGAUGUGAUGGGAGAGGCCAAGGCGACGUGGGAGAAGAAGGUGAACGACCUGAUCGACCCAACCAUCACCACCCGCACCCUCAUCAACGAGGGCUCUGUAUUCGCCGUACUGUCGCUCUGGGCAACGUUCGCAACGGACCAGUCCUUCCCCCUGGCCGCCGCGUUCGCCUACUCGGUGUACAAGUUCCAGAACAAGCGCGUGAAGCGCGAUCCGGAGGGGCCGUUCUUCGGUGGCAACCCCAUCGUGGGCGCCAUCCUCACCACAGUCAUCGUGCUGGGCACGUGCUGCGGACUUCUGGCGCUUCUGACCACGCCGCUGCAGGCGCUGCUGGGGCCGUCCAUGCGGCAAGCGAGCACAUUCCUGGUCAUCAUGGCGUUGGGUGUUGCCAACGUGUACCUCAAGUAAACAUAUGGCCUGGCGGCGGAGCUGAAGUGGAGCAAUGGAGGCGCAGAGGGCGGCGUGUUGACAGGACGGAGGCUGGGGAGCAGCAGCUGCCGCUGGGCAAUGAGGAGGAACAGAAGGAGAGCGGCAAAGGGGAGCUGGUUGUGCGAGUGAGGACGCGGGCCCAUAGUGUCGGGUGCCUGCCCCAAAGGCGUAGGACAUGCGCACAGCCUGAAGAGAAUCCGCGGCUGUAGGGCCGCAGCGGAUUUUAGCGGAUUGACAUUUCUACGCUCCGGGUGGCGAUUGAAGUCUUGACAACCGUGCUGACCGCGCCCCUGUGCUAGAGUCGUCUGUGGUGCAAGCAUCAAGCGGAUAGGACAAGCGGCUGGAUAAUGUUGGACGCGGCGUUGGCGAGAGCCACGAAUGGCCCUUACUCUCCAUGGGGCAGGGGGCAUGUCGCACCCGGGGAGGGCACUGUUUCUGCGGUAUCUAGAUUAGGCUGAGAUUCUCAGGAAGGCGCUUUGGGAUAGGACAAGCGGCUUGACAUUGCUGCAUGGCGUUACAGAAUGGCAGUUUUCCUGCUGCCGGGAAUCUCGCGCAUACAAGCGUGAUGUGUGCUGACUGCGGAGCGGUUGACAAGUUACCUGCUUGACAGACUAUCUCAGACAGAGUGAUGUUGACCCGUUUAGUGUGACAAGUUUGGGCACUGCAUGUCUGCCAAGGCCAAGUUGUAAAGGCAAGUACGUGGACAGCAAGAGGUGCACCUCCUGUGAACGGCUGGUGCCGGAUGUGCAGGGCGCAAGCGGGCGGUCAGGACUCCAGAAUCAGUGGAGUUCUAGACCG